AUGAAGUCUUUCGCCUUCGCCCUUCUGGCCUCUGCGGCUAUGGCCCUACCCGCCAACAUCCCUUCGGGUACCAUCGGCUCUUUGCCCUCCGGAGUUCCCUCUAGCCUGCCCUCCGGUGUCAUCCCUUCGGGCAUGCCUCUACCGAUGACAUCUAUGAUUCCCUCUGGCUCCGAUGUCGCCGCAACUCCCUCAUUCUCCACCUUGCCUGAUCCCACCGGUGCUGGCCAGGUUCUUUCCAUCCUCAACCAGGCUGGAACCUCGAAAAUCGAAAUGAUGGCCGAGUCCGAGCUCGAGAGCUUGAUGAGCAAGCUGCCCUUGAGCGCUCUCGAGAAGCCAGUGGGCCAGGUCAUUCAAACGGCUGAGUCCGUCGACAAGCUCGACACGAACACCGGUUCCGGCCUCACCCAGAUUACCGCCCUCCUCGACAAUGGCAACGCUGCACUCAUCGAGCUGACCCAGGAAGUCGUCGACCUGCUCUCCAGUCUCGGCCUCCACAAGGUCGGCAGCCUUCUCGGCUCCAUCGUUGGCGGCCUUGAGUCUAUCACUGGAAACGUCAAGCGCGACGACCCUCUACAAAACGUUCUCUCCAUCACUGACGUGAACGGCCUUGCUGGUGGCAAGAACCUUCUUGUCCAGGUUGAGCCUACUGUCGUCGGUCUCCUCAGCGGUCUUGACUUGUCCACCAUUGAGGGUCCCAUCGGCAACGUCGUCGCCGUAGCUCCCUCUGUCUCUGAGCUUAAGUCCAAGGUUCCCGAGAUCCCUGGUGCUAACUUCAUUGCUGUCAACGCCGAGGAUAAGGUUUCCGUCCUUUUGAUCAAGGUUGACGGCGCUGUUCAGGGACUUCUCUCCACUCUCGGCCUUGGCAGCGUUGGCACUACCGUCGGCUCCAUCGUCUCCUCCGCCAAGGGUGGUCUCGUCCAGUAA
Penicillium roqueforti is the source of this 924-nucleotide messenger RNA. RefSeq lists its product as uncharacterized. The transcript has a single exon. The coding region runs from base 1 to 924 and encodes 307 amino acids. NCBI's taxonomy places the organism in Eukaryota, Fungi, Ascomycota, Eurotiomycetes, Eurotiales, Aspergillaceae. The record is from RefSeq and is a predicted model, not a curated record.